CCCCUACGACACACUCUGGAAAAACUGCAGACUCUGGAAAUAUAUUUGACUCCGAGUCGGGAGAACUGAAGAAAAUAAUGACUGAAAAAGAAUACUCUUUGCCAUCAGAUAUUAGUAAAGUUAGCAAUAAUGAUGUUUACACUCUAGCAUACUUUGUUCAAAUGGAUCCUGUUGGUUAUCAGACUGAAAUUUAUAACAGACUGCAAGGAUCAGAAAGUCCAGGCCGACGCGUUUAUAGGGAAGGCAUGUCCCUGUUUGAGGAACUGAAAUCUGCUGAGACAAAUUCACGCUUGUGUCCUACUGAUCUGAGGACAGAUGUUAUGGAAAAUGAGGUGGACAGCUUUACAAAUCAUCUCGAAGUAGGCAAGCGAGAUCCGGACAUCCUGAUGCAGGAAUAUCCGGCCUCUACCCAGAGCAAAACCGUGACCUCUGAUGAUACUUCUGGACACAAUUCCCCCACUGCGCUUAAACUCAGGAGAGAAUCUUUCUCCAGGAGGUCCCGGUCUGACGUGGUCACGGAUAAUGACUCAGGAACAGCACAGACACCCACAACACACACGCCGUUCACAUCUGUGGACACAUCUCCUCCUCACUUGUGGAACUCUGUGGAAUAUUCUGGCGAUCUUGGAGGUUUGCGCACGCGGUCGAUAUCUCUGGACACGGGACUGUCGUAUGAGGAGGAGGAUCACAAAUUGCAGGGAGCAUUGUGGGCAGGGACACAGCGAUGUUUCCAUUGCGGGUCUCAAAUCAACUACGACAACAGCUGGGCAAAACCUCAACCUGAGCUGUCCUCCAGUCUGCCUUACUCUCUGGAUGAGCUUGAAGACAUGGUGAAAUGUUUGAGGAAGUUCCGAACAGUUCUGACGGAAAUUGAAACUAGACUAGAAGAGGAACAAGCAUCCGUGCUCGGAUCUCUGUCAGACUCCCACAGGGAGGAAGUGGAAGAUGUUUUUAGGCUACGAGCAGCUGUCAAACAGGAAGCUGGGACGCUUGAAGAGCAGUUGUCCGAUCUGGUGCAUCACUAUGAUGGUAGCAUCAAAAUGAAGCUGAAUCGGCUCAUGGAUGAACAGUCACAGCUGUGCACCCAACUGCGAAUUACACCCUCUAAUACACCCCAUUCAGAACCCACCUCGACCAGGAGUGUGGCUAUUCAAUGCUGCCUGCUGCCCGUGACGUCCAGUCCACAGAGAUGUGUCCAUCAUCACUGCACCUGUCAUGGGAAUCAGGGAGCAGCAUGUCGAGAUCCACACCGGUUCCCUUGUCAAACCCAGUGGGAGGCCAAUUGCAAACCAGACAGACUGGACUUAGUAGCUUUUAUUAAAAGUCUGAAAAAUUCAUUACAACAUUCGAUCAACAGUAACUCACUGGAAUAAGGUUUGCAUUAAUUUCAGUUCAGUUUCUGUUGACAUUUUUCAU
This is a messenger RNA of Rhinichthys klamathensis goyatoka, 1416 nucleotides long. RefSeq lists its product as uncharacterized. Bases 78 to 1373 code for a protein of 431 amino acids. NCBI's taxonomy places the organism in Eukaryota, Metazoa, Chordata, Actinopteri, Cypriniformes, Leuciscidae. The transcript is spliced from 5 exons. The record is from RefSeq and is a predicted model, not a curated record.